AUGCAAGUGUUAGCAUGCAAUUCUUGUCCUGUGCAAUUUAAUGCAUUGGGGUUGGGCACUCCCAAGAACCGUUUGAUAGGUCGAAGACAGCUUUGCUUUGAUGGAGUCUCCUCUGCCAGCUCUCACUCUCAAUCAAACAGGCCCACUCAUUCCUCAGACGGCGCCGUUCCUCCCUUCUCCAUUCCCACUCAAAGUGUUCAAGAACUGAGCAAGGAUUUCGAUCCAUUGGUGCGCGAGGCUGCUCCUUUCACAACACGGCGGGCGUUGUUUGCGAGUAUAUUCAUGUAUCCACUUUGUGAUCCUUCAAGGUAUUUGUCAGCUCAAGCUUUAGGAGAUCCCACUGUAACAAUUGAAGAAGUAACUCCCCCGGUUUUCACUUCCGGGCCACUCUUCCCCACUGAGGAAAGAAUUGUCCAACUCUUUGAGAAGAACACAUACUCUGUUGUUAACAUUUUUGAUGUGACAUUGCGUCCUCAACUUAAUAUAACUGGUGUGGUUGAGGUUCCAGAAGGAAAUGGUUCAGGAGUAGUCUGGGAUGGACAAGGUCACAUUGUAACCAAUUAUCAUGUAAUUGGUAAUGCCCUAUCAAGAAAUCCAGGUCUUGGGGAGGUUGUUGCAAGAGUUAACAUUCUAGCAUUGGAAGGGGUACAAAAGAAUUUUGAGGGGAAGCUAAUUGGUGCUGAUCGUGCAAAGGAUCUUGCUGUCUUAAAGGUAGAAGCAUCUGAAGAUCUGUUGAGGCCAAUCUCUGUGGGGCAGUCUUCUUCUCUAAGAGUAGGGCAGCAGUGUUUAGCAAUUGGAAAUCCGUUUGGUUUUGAUCAUACCCUCACUGUCGGGGUAAUUAGUGGACUGAAUCGAGACAUUUUCAGUCAAGCUGGAGUCACAAUUAGUGGUGGAAUUCAAACAGAUGCAGCAAUCAAUCCUGGGAACAGUGGAGGACCCCUGUUAGAUUCCAAAGGAAAUUUAGUUGGAAUUAAUACCGCAAUAUUUACUCAGACAGGGACAUCGGCCGGUGUAGGGUUUGCCAUCCCAUCAUCAACUGUACUCAAAAUCGUGCCUCAGUUGAUUCAAUUUGGAAAAGUUGUUCGAGCUGGUUUUAAUUUGGAGAUUGCUCCAGAGCUAGUUGCAAAUCAACUCAAUGUUCGAUAUGGAGCUCUUGUUCUGCAGGUCCCUGCAAAUAGUGUUGCAGCAAAGGCUGGCAUACUUCCCACCACAAGAGGCUUUGCUGGUAAUAUAGUACUCGGGGAUAUCAUCGUUGCGGUUGACGACAAACCUGUUAAAAGCAAAGCAGAGUUCAACAGAGUAUUGGAUGAAUAUAACGUGGGGGAUAAAGUAACGUUAAAGAUCCAGAGGAGCAGCAAAAAUUUGGAGCUUCCCAUAACAUUAGAAGAAAAGAGUUCAUGA
Messenger RNA from Prunus armeniaca (apricot), 1401 nucleotides. NCBI's taxonomy places the organism in Eukaryota, Viridiplantae, Streptophyta, Magnoliopsida, Rosales, Rosaceae. The record is from the annotation of a GenBank genome assembly.